Messenger RNA from Entamoeba nuttalli P19, 1443 nucleotides. RefSeq names its product amino acid transporter, putative. The transcript has a single exon. The record is from RefSeq and is a predicted model, not a curated record. Lineage: Eukaryota; Evosea; Mastigamoebida; Endamoebidae. The coding region runs from base 1 to 1443 and encodes 480 amino acids.
AUGGCUCAAGGUGGUGCUAUUCUUAUAAAUACUCACGUAGUCGAUGACUAUGAAAAUAUUGGUUCAGACAGCUCAGAGGUUAACCAAGAACCUUCAUUAUUAGAUGUUUUACCAUUUACCCAUUUAAAAGGAAUAUCUUUAUUAAGUGUUUUUUCAUUAACAAUGAAUAUUAUGAUUGGUACUGGUGUUUUUGGUAUGCCUCUUGCAUAUUUUGAAGCUGGUCUUGUUCUUUCUCUUGUAUUGUUAUUUAUUUUUUAUUUAUUAACUUCAUGUACUGCACUAUAUGUUUUAGAAGCAAUCUCAAGAGUAGGGACAUAUAUUAAAAGAAAUGACUUGUUAACUGGAUAUAAACAUAGUAAAGUAGAUGUAUAUGAAGCAUAUGGAUAUACUUCUCUUGCUUCUCAUACAGCUGGAAAAUGGUUUAAAACUGUAAUUAAUAUCUUAAUGAUUAUCAAUUGUUAUGGAAUUUUGUGGUCUUUUGUUGGAACAAGUGUAAGUUCAAUAGGAACUAUUUGGUGGUCAUUUCAAAAUGAACCUGAACAUUGUCCAGUUAAAGGGCAUUUUUCAUUAGAAUGGGAAUGUCAAGCAACAUAUUACGGAUCAAUUUUAUUUUAUGCUUUACUUGUUGUUCCAUUAUCCUUUUUAAAAUUAUCAUCUCAAACCUUUGUUCAAUUUUUAAUGAUGUUGUAUUGUGUUAUUGUUUUUGCUUUGAUGUUAAUUACAUGUUUUGUUCGUCUUGGAUUUGAUGGUCCAAUUAGUGAGAUUAAAGUUUUUGAUUUCUCAGGAUUUGGAACAGUAUUUUCUCAUACCGCUUUUGCUUUAGUUUGUCAUAUCAGUAUUCCUGAUAUAAUUGCUCCUGCAGAAAAAAAAAAUAAAACUCAUAUUCCAAUCAUUACUUCAUUAUUUAUUGCUUCAUUGUUUUAUGGACUAAUUGGUGCAGUUUGUUCUGUUACCUUUGGAGAGACUGUUCAAACACCAGUAACCUUAAAUUGGGGAAGUUAUACAGGAAUACGCUCUGGAUGGACAGAAGGAAAAACUCAAUGGUAUGCAUAUAUUAUUCGAUAUUUAAUAGUUUUCUUUCCAUUAGUAAAUCUUACAAGUUCAUUUCCUAUUGUAGCACAAACAGUAACAGGUAAUAUUUGUUCAAUGUUUUCCGAAGAAGUGAUGACAGGUAAAAAGAAGUAUUUAAUUAGAUAUAGUGCACUUUUCAUAUCUAUUAUUAUUCCUUUCGUUUUGGGAUCGAUUUCUUCUUCAUUAGAAACAAUCUUUGAUUUAACUGGUUUAAUUUCUUUUAUUUUAGUAUUUAUCGCUCCAUGUGUCUUCCAUUUAUUAUCAAUCAGGCUAUUUCAAAAAUGUUCUUUAUUCUCAUAUCAUCCACACACCCCAUUUUCUAGUUUGUUUAUCUUUUAUCAUUGUAUAGAAUAUAUUUUAAUUUAUCAUUAG